Messenger RNA from Dichotomopilus funicola, 702 nucleotides. RefSeq lists its product as uncharacterized. The transcript has a single exon. NCBI's taxonomy places the organism in Eukaryota, Fungi, Ascomycota, Sordariomycetes, Sordariales, Chaetomiaceae. Bases 1 to 702 code for a protein of 233 amino acids. The record is from RefSeq and is a predicted model, not a curated record.
AUGGCCGCGUAUCCGAAACGGUACGAGCCCUGCCUAGCUCUACGAGGGCGAGACAUUCCUUGUCUUUUCUGGUUCGAAGAUGCGCUUGCGACAUACGGUGUCCCUACCGUGGUGUUCGACCUUUACCUCCUCGUUCCCGAUAUCGAUAAAGCCGCCAACGCUCUGGCCGAGAAAGGUUGGACCGACGCUGGGCCGCAGAACUCAACCUACCACUUCUUGAAGGCGCCGAUACCACAGCGCCGCUUGAAUCCCCCAAACUUUACGCCACCCGACUGGAAACCGAGACCUGGGCCACCAUCCACGGAACCACCUGGGCCAACCACCACCGUUCUCCUUCCCGCUACCGACUGGAACGUUCCGGUCGAGAAGCUACGCCUACCCUCCCUAGAGGGUUUCAUACCGCCUCUCGCCCUUCUUCUUGACGCCUUAAUCGACAGCCUUCUCGACGCGCCCCUUGGCACGCUCCUCUGGAUUCAGCUCAAUACCUUUGUCUCCUACCUUUAUGGCAAUUGCGCAUCACUGAAAACACAGGACUUUGCGGCCAAUCUUCAGCUAGACCAUCGUCAAUUCCACUACGAUGCGCUUUCGAAGUGGAUUAGCGGAAUACCUUUCCUCAGGGAACAGCGCCAGAUCCGAGACGAAAUAAGAGAGGGGAAGCGACAGCCACAGCGCAAUGCCUGGUAUUUCCAACCGACUUAUUAG